GCUUUCGACUCUGUUUCGCUGCUCGUGAAAGUACUUGGCCAAGACUCUGGGCCUGGCCCGAACACCACCCACUACCCACGACUCCUCCUUCUCCCGCGCCAGCUCCGGCUCCAGCGUCAGUUGCAGUUGCAGGCCAAUUCGCGGAGCUAGCCAAUAACACAGCUGAAAACUUAUUUAAGGACCGUUCCAAAAGAGCCCCACCGAAAGUCCCCCACCAAAAGGAUAGAGGAAAGGCACGACUACCACAGCCAGAGACAGUUUUCGACCAAGUCAGUUAAAUAACAAGUUUUCAGAGUGUGUGUGCGCGUGCGUGUGUGCCUGUGCAGUAAACAAUAAUUAAUUGAAUAAAACAAACAUUCCAUAAACAAAAACCAAGUCCGUCUAAAGCUCGCGCGCCAAUAUUGCUCCAAUUUAAAUAAACAAAAGAGAAAAAAAUCGGCUUAGCAACAAAUGCAUUGAACAAUACACCGAACAGAUCGUAAAUAUAGAAAGCUUAACAAUCAAUUCCAGCAACAAUUACAAGAAGAAAAACAACAAACAGCAACAGCAACAACAACAGCAACGAGGGAUUAAAACAGCAAGCAAAAACAGCCAUAAAUGUGGUGGGUGCAUUAUUGUCAUUAACAAGCGCGGAUCCCCCCAUACACAGGCCAUACACGGACCAUGGUCCAGCAGCAGCUGCCCGGGGUGGCCAAAUGAAUCACGCUUGAGGAAAGUGCGCUCCAUUAAGCACAACCACAUCCAUAUCCCAGCGAGAACAAGAGACACCAGCGGCACUAAAACGCUUGAUUAACUCCCCGUGGACGCGAGUGGAACAGGUGGACCGUGGACCGUGGACCAUCGAUUCCCCCCCUCCUGGAGCUGCCAUGGCACACUUUUGCUGGUUCCUCAGACUGGGCUUUCUGCUGCUGAUGCUGUCCGGCUGCCGGACACGUCCCACGGGGCGGCAGAGUGAGCUCAUCGCCGGCAAUGAGUUCCUCAAGCUGUUCCUGGACCACGACGAGCAGCAGCGCAGCCUGCACAGCAGCGAGCAGGAGUUCGAGGGCCGGGCGGAGACCCACCGCCAGCGAACGGCCAGCGGCAGGAGCCUGGAGCACAGGACACGCUUCAGGAACACGCUCGCCAACAGCAAGGAUCACGAGGCUCGGGCGGAGAGAGGGGAGGUCGUGAAGCUGGUGACCAGCGGCAGCAAGAUCGUCUUCCUCGAGGACGAGCCCCGCUCCAGCAAGUCCAAGACGAGCAGCGACGAGGUCAAGGUCGUGGCCGUCAGCGUGAGCUCAUCCAGCAAACGGGGUCCCAGUCCCCGCGCCCGCCCCCGCCCCAGCACGAGUUCCAGCUCCACGACUGCCGCGACUGCCAGCGGCUCGGGGUCGGACUUUGUGAAUCGCUCGCACAAGAGCGAGCUCUCCAUCGAGGAGACAGAGCCCCGACUCGCGCCCGACGCCAUGGAGGGGGACAGCGACUCUCUGAACAGCGCCUCCAACAUACAGAGCGUCUUGGCGGCACCAGCACUAGCCGGCACCUUCCCGCGGGGAAGCAACCGAAGCGAGGAGGUAGCCGUCACCCAUGAGGCGGUCGAGGGCGAGGACAAGCUGCUGCCGUUCCAGACGGUGAUCUAUCACGACUCCAAGCAGGGUCGCGGGCCGCAGUCAAGAUCAAUAUCGUACAGCUCCAUAUCGCAGAACGUGGACGAUCUGCAGGCCUGGCAGCAGUCCACCCGCGGCGGCAUCCUGGCCGAGGCCCAGAGGAAUGUCAGCGAGAGCCUGAAGCCCAUUCCCAGGCCCGGACACGGCCACCCUUCGUCCUCGGAGCCGGCCAAGUUCUACUCCGUGCCCUCGAAGAUGUACAGUGUGCCGAGCAAGUUCUACUCGGAGCCAUCCAAAGUCUACUCCGAGCCCUCCAAGAUGUACGGACAGCCGGAGAAGGUCUACUCGGAGCCCUCGAAGGUGUACGGCCAGCCCUCGAAGUUCUACUCGCAGCCGGCCAAGGUGUAUGGGGAGCCCGCCAAGGUGUACGGAGAGCCGGCGAAGACCUACUGGCCCCAGACGGUGACCACCUCCACCGUCACUCCUGGCCCCGUGCCCUCGUCCACUUUGGACUACAGCUCCAGUCCGACGAAGGCGCCUGGAACUAGUACGACUCCCAUGCCCAUAACUGUGCCGCCGGGGGCUGCCCCCAGCACCUUUGUGCCCUCACGUUCCCGGCCGCGACCUGCAAUUGUCUCUCGCAUCGCCUUCGGCGAGGCUCAGAGCACAAGCACCAGCACCACAACAGCAGCCACAGCUCCGCCAGCACUGCCAGCCACCACAUCAGCCCCGGCCAUCGCCAAGCAGCCAGAGUCCAGCACAUCUACCCCCGUCAGACCAACCACUUGGCAGCACCAUUAUCACAGCUACAACCAUCAGCAGCAGCAUCAUCCGCAGCACCACCACCCGACCGCCUCGCCGCCGCGUCGAGUACUCUUCAAUUUGGAUAAAUUGCCUUAUGAUUUAUUGAAUGCACCACAGCCGCAGCAUCAGCAGUCGCCCCACCAUCUACUGGAUCCCAGUCCGAGCCACUUCCAACAGCCGCAGCCACAGCCACAGCCACAGCCACAGCAGCGUCCAUGUUGGGAGCAACGUCAGCAUUCAUCACUGCCGCAUCAACAUUCUAAUCAAAAUGCCAAAGGAUUGCCCAAUAGAGAUCUAGUCAAAUGUAUUUCCAAAUUUGCACACCAACAUGGAGCAUCAUCAUCGUCAUCAGGGGCACCAUCAUCGUCAUCGGGGGCUUCGUCAGGGGCGGCCGGCUAUUCGUACAGCUCCAGCUCGACAAGCUCCUCGUCGUCGUCUUCGUCGUCCUCCUCUCUGGGGCGGCCCCGCGACUCCAUCAACAUGCCGCAACAUCACCACUUUACCACCGAACGCCCCGAGCAGUACACCCCGACCUCAGAGCAGAAUUACGAAAUUGAAGAGUCCGUAAGUGUUAUGACAAACGGACGAGCCCACGGACCGCAGGGCCAGGGCGGCGGGGCAGCGGCUCUGGCCACAGUCACAUCUGCAGAGACUGCCACACCACCAGCUGCCACAACCACAGCCAGCAGCGCGGCGGCAGGGGCAACCACUGCAACCAGUGGUCGCGGCCGAGGCAUAGACAGGGGACGUGGUUCGGUGGUGUACAACGCCGACGCAAAUGCCAACCACGACUACGACGCUGGCCAAGACGACGACGGAGGGGAGGUCGGCGAUGAAUCUGGCGAAGAUGCAGAUGGAAAUGCAGACCGCGGCAGAGAGGGGGCUGGGGCUGGGGCCGGGGCCGGCAACGAGGAGGAGGACAAAGUCGCCUAUGUGGUGGAGGGACGCAACUAUCGCAAGUAUCGGGUGGAGGAGAAGACCGACGACGGCUUCAUUGUCGGGGAGUACGGAGUGGUGGACCACAACGACGGCAACCUGUGGGGCGUGCGCUAUACCGCCGAUUCGACCAUUAACCGCAGCCUGAUCCAGAAGGCACUGCUGGCAUUUCUCAAGCUCAAGUGAGAGCACCUCCUCCUCCUCGUCGCCGUCCUACUCUUGCCGAUACCACUACACCACAACAGCUGCAAAGCGGCAUUCCACAUGUGAUCCAAGUCGUAUUGUAGUUAGCGCGUAGAUUAGCCUAAAUAGAUACACUAGAUAUAGUAGAUACUUAGACUCGUAGAUGUGUCCAGCCGCUGGCCAGACGAUGUCGAUUCCCACGAGAUCAGGAGCACACUCGCACUACUCCUCCUCCCCCACACCGCCCCACCCCCCACUGAGUGUGUGUCUUGAGUGUGUGUGUA
Messenger RNA from Drosophila persimilis, 3793 nucleotides. Its product is annotated as mucin-5AC. The transcript is spliced from 4 exons. Bases 867 to 3512 code for a protein of 881 amino acids. NCBI's taxonomy places the organism in Eukaryota, Metazoa, Arthropoda, Insecta, Diptera, Drosophilidae. The record is from RefSeq and is a predicted model, not a curated record.